Messenger RNA from Musca vetustissima, 1230 nucleotides. RefSeq lists its product as uncharacterized. NCBI's taxonomy places the organism in Eukaryota, Metazoa, Arthropoda, Insecta, Diptera, Muscidae. The transcript is spliced from 2 exons. The record is from RefSeq and is a predicted model, not a curated record. Bases 1 to 1230 code for a protein of 409 amino acids.
AUGUCUAAUAAUACAGAGACGCCAUCGUGGAUACGUUGCGAACUAUUUGAAAAAGUACUACGUGACAAUAUAAAAGGAUUCGGUAAAAUUGAAAAUUUCAAAGUCUAUCCAGCAUUGGCACCUGGAGAGAAUUAUGCCACAGUUAUGUUAAAAGUCCACAUCGAUUAUAUCUUGGAAACACAACAAGUUGAGAAAAUUACCUUUAUGUUAAAGGUUCCACACGACAAUGAAUUGUAUCGCAAUGAACUCACUAAAUGGGAUAUGUUUGCCACCGAAUCGGGAAUGUAUAAUGAAAUUGUACCGGAAUUUGAAAAAUUAUAUAUACGAAAAGGUAUCGAUAUACGAUUUGGAGCCAAGGCAUAUGAAUUACCAGUCUCGGAGGAGUAUAUCCUCUUAGAAGAUCUUUCACGUCGUGGAUUCCGCAAUGUGCAAAGACAAAAUUGUUUAGAUUUGGCCCAUUGUCAAGGUGUUUUGAAAAAGUUGGCACAGUUUCAUGCAGCCUCCGCAGUGUGGGUACAAGAAAAUGAACCCUUUCCAAAAUUAUAUCGUCCCGGUAUGAUAAGAAAAGAGGGUAUGACGUUGCUCAAACCAAUGUUAACUAGUAGUUUAGAACAUGUACUAAGGGCAGUGAAACAUUUAAACAAUUCCGAUAAAUAUCAUACGAAACUACAAUAUUUUGGAGAACAUCUUGAAGAAGCUUUACUCGGCCAAGAAGUCGCAGAUGAACGAGAUUUCCUGGUCCUAAAUCAUGGAGAUUGUUGGGCCAAUAACAUCAUGUUUCAAUACAAUGAACUGGGCGAAUUACAGGAAACCUAUUUUGUUGAUCUACAAUUACCGGGCUACAGAAGUCCAGCUCAGGAUUUAUUGUAUUUUCUCAUUUCCUCGGCUCAAUUGGAUUUGAAAAUUAAUCGCUUCGAUGAAAUGAUUCUAUAUUAUUAUGAAAAUUUAAUAGAACAUUUGAAAAUGUUGGAAUAUAAAAAACCCCUGCCUUGUCUGCGUGAGUUACAUCAAAUGUUAUUGAGAGAUAGUAUUUGGGGCAUUAUAGCUUUGCUCGUUACCAUGGCUGCAGUUUUGUGUGAAACUACCAAUGAAGCUUCCAUCGAUAAUUUAACAAGUGAUUCCCCAGAGAGUCAAAAAUUUAAAGAGCUACUCUAUACCAAUGAACGUUUCCUCCAACAUUUAGGCGCUGUCCUACCCUGGAUGUUUAACAGAGGAGCAUUUGAUAUCUGA